UUGAAGUCACCUUUCCUAUCGCGUAUUAAGUUGGACGCGUUUGUCCUAUCGCGCACAGAACACCCCAUCCACCAAUCAUUGAUUGAUUUGUUUGACAUCCAUCCAUCAUAUCAUCUCGAUUGCAUUUCUAGAAAGAUGGUCAAUCCUCUAUUGCUGCGAUCCGUUACCCGUUCGUUGGGUAACCUGACUGUUGCUUCUGCACGGUCUUAUACAACAUCCUCUUCAAGAACAAUCUUAUCUCGUUCAACAACAUCCGUCCAACACUUUUCUCAAAGUCGUAGAAGCUUUAUCGCUGAUGCAUCUAAUCAAACAUCAACAGAUCCUGAACCGAAAAAGAAAGCAACUACUACAAAAGCUAAAUCAACUACAACAAAGACAAAGACAAAGAAGGAAAAGAAACCCGCGGUCAAGAAACCAAAAAAGGUAAAAAAGACACCUGUAAAGAAAUUGAAAGCAUGGGAGAAAAUAGGACCGGAUGGAAAACUUGUUCCAUUACCUUCAGCAUCUAAGCCAAAAAGAUUGUCGGCAUUCAUUCUCUUUGUCAGCAAGCGUCUUCCAGAAUUACGCUCAGAUCCUUCCCUUUCAACGACGGGCAAGGAUGGAGAGCAAAAGUUUGAAGCAGCCAAAGCUAUGAAACGCAUUGCAGAAGAAUAUAGAGCAUUCACUGAAGAACAAAAAGCUGAAAUCAAUGAGCAAACAGCAGCCGAAGGCGAAAGAUAUCAACGUGAUCUUGAACGUUGGCGUAAUGCUUUGACACCUGAAGAUAUUAAACGUGAAAACGCAUAUAUUAGCUCUCAACGAAAGAAAGGCAAAUCAGGGGUACCUGCAAGAUUGAGAGAUCCUACAAAACCAAAAGCACCAAAAACGCCUUUCUUCCAAUUCUUCAGUGAUUUCAGAUCCAAAUCAUCCGAUCUUGUAAACUUGUCAGUUCCUGAAGCUGCCAAGAGGGCCGGUGCUGCAUGGAAAAAUUUGACUACAGAAGAGAAGGAACCUUAUUACAAAAUUCAUGCAGAAGAAAGAGAGAAGUACAGUGCUACAUUGAAGGAAUGGGAAAGCAAAACUGGAUCAGACUAAAAGGGGCAAAGUGAUGUACCGCCUGUUCUAAAUGGCGAAUGACGUUUGUCAACCGAUGUACUUUUCGUUUAUAUAAUCGCUGCGGAAACGUUCUGAUACUUCAGAAGAGGGCAAAGCGAUCGUAUCUCUCACCACUUUCAUAUCGAAUUUUCCACAUAUCCCAUGUACUAGUCGGCAUCGUAUUCUGUGUACGAACAUGCGUAGACUGUCAUCCUGCU
Meira miltonrushii is the source of this 1292-nucleotide messenger RNA. RefSeq lists its product as uncharacterized. The transcript has 2 exons. NCBI's taxonomy places the organism in Eukaryota, Fungi, Basidiomycota, Exobasidiomycetes, Exobasidiales, Brachybasidiaceae. The coding region runs from base 136 to 1074 and encodes 312 amino acids. The record is from RefSeq and is a predicted model, not a curated record.